GUUCUUAUAGUCAGUGCAUCAAGAUGGACAUUGACAGGAUAACUUUUCGCGAAUCUCUCCAUUUUAUCAAUAUCAUCUACUCUACAUUGGGUUAUCGUCCUUUGAAUGAAUUCAGCUAUGGCCCAUGGUUGACAAGGAUGAAGAACAAUUGGAUCUUCUUUGUUGUCUACAUAUGGGGUAUACUGGUGGCUCUUGGUAUUGGAUAUUUCUUAGUUUUUGCAAUGAAUAUUUGGGAAUUUCUUUCACAUGGACUCGUUACGAACUACUUCAUAGUUGCCAUGCUUAAAUUGCUCAUUAUUGUGAUCAAUCGCAAUGGAAUUGCAGAAAUAAUUCAACAAUUUGAGAUGUUAUGGCCUAAAAAAGUGAAUUCAGCCAUUCAAAAGGAAACUGUGGAAAACUACAUGAUUACCAAUACAAAAUGGAUGUCUUUCUAUGCCAACCUCUCUGUAACAUGUUUCCUUUUCACCAAUACAAACCCCAUUAUUCUUUUGAUCUAUGAAAAACUAAUGGGUGAGGAUGCUAAAUUAACGCAACCAUUUCACGCGUGGCUACCAUUUGAUCAAGAGACACCCCUCGUAUACCCCUUUGUCUACGUUUACCUCUUCUACGGCUCCCACGUGGCCAGUGCUUCGCAAAUUUGCUACGAUUCCCUCUUCUGUAUGCUCCUUUCGCACCUCAGUAUGCAAUACAAACUCCUUGGGGAUGAUUUGAAGGAGGUUGUGCACGUUGGUGAGAAUAUUCAGGAUGUGAAUGUUGCUGAGAGUGAACAACGUAUAAUCGAAUGCAUUAAGAGACAUCAAAUGCUCAUGGAAAUUCGUGAUAAGAUUUCUUUCAUCUUCACCGAUAUUAUUUUCAUUAAUUUCAUCACCAGCACCUUCAACAUCUGCAUCAUUGGAUUUCUCUUAAUUACACAAGGUGGACUUGGGAGGAUUAGACUCUUCUUAAUGCUGAUGACUCUUAUAACACAAAUCUUUCUUCUUUGCUGGUUUGGACAAGAACUCGUUGAGAAUAGUAGGGCCGUUAGUGAUGCUGCGUAUGAAUGCAAAUGGUACGCUUCGUCGCAAAAAUUUCGUAAGAUAAUUCUCUACUUAAUUCAUCACUCUCAAGUGCCUCAAAUGCUCGUUGCAUGGAAGUUUUGGGAUAUCAGUAUUGCCAGCUUUACAAGCCUAAUUAGUGCUGCUUGGUCCUACUUUGCCCUCCUAAACACCAUUUAUGGAGACAUGGAUAUAAAUCCCGAAGGUGGACUAUUGUCGUAAAUUUGCAAAAUACUCCAAAAUAUGGAAUAUUUUGCAUAAAAAUAUUUUCAAAUGAUGGCACCAAGGAAAUAUUAUUGCAGCAAUUUCACGGAAAUUCUCAGUAAUUUGUAUUGCUAUUGUUACACGCUUCACUAACCCCAAAUUACUAAUCAGAACGCUUUAGUAUUAUGCAAAUUACCAAUACAGGAUAUUGCUACAUUGUUUCCGAUAUGGUGGUGAGCGCUAUUAUUGUUAUCAGACCAAUAGAUGAUUAUCAUGGAAUGUAUUUUAUGUAUAUGUAAUUACAAAAUUACAAUUUAGCGUUAUAGGUAAAGUAGAGUAGAGUAUUCUUACUCUAGUAAUUAAUUUUAAUUAUAAUGUAAAGCACAGACCUUGAAUAAAUAGUGGUAGCAGCACUAAAA
Lutzomyia longipalpis is the source of this 1657-nucleotide messenger RNA. RefSeq names its product odorant receptor 4-like. Gene Ontology annotation, molecular function: odorant binding; olfactory receptor activity. Gene Ontology annotation, cellular component: plasma membrane. Bases 24 to 1256 code for a protein of 410 amino acids. The transcript is spliced from 3 exons. Gene Ontology annotation, biological process: sensory perception of smell; detection of chemical stimulus involved in sensory perception of smell. The record is from RefSeq and is a predicted model, not a curated record. Lineage: Eukaryota; Metazoa; Arthropoda; Insecta; Diptera; Psychodidae.